Molecule: messenger RNA, 4371 nt
Organism: Oncorhynchus tshawytscha (Chinook salmon)
Lineage: Eukaryota; Metazoa; Chordata; Actinopteri; Salmoniformes; Salmonidae
Product: dipeptidyl peptidase 9
Exons: 21
Coding region: 230-2887 (885 amino acids)
Biological process (GO): proteolysis
Molecular function (GO): dipeptidyl-peptidase activity; serine-type peptidase activity
Source: RefSeq, a predicted model, not a curated record
AGCGGUGCGGCCCUGUAAAAGCGCCGAAGCAUUAUCCCCGGGUUAGAAGGUUCCUGGGUGUUCUCCUUCGUGAUCUACGUUUAUGUCUGCCUACAUUCUGGGCCAUGGACACAACCUUUAGCAGUAAUAAUAUUAGUUUUUUAAUACCUACCUAGUAAAGCAAAGAAUCGUUUGGAAAAUAAGUGGCUGGAUUGAUUGCAGACUCUGGUUGAGGCUUGUUGGCCAGUGAAUGCAUAGAGUGAAGAAGGUCAAACUUGGAGACAAAACAGAAGGUUACUGGAAAAGUUGUUUAGGAGGGAAUAUGACGGCGGUGGACGGGCUAACAAACAGCACAGAGGUGGUGGAGAUGGAGGACGGUCCAUCUCAGUUCUAUGUGGAGAAGCACUCGUGGGGCGGCCUGCGUGACAUCAUCCACAGCAGCAGGAAGUACUCAGGAAUGAUCGCCAACAAAGCGCCCCAUGACUUCCAGUUUGUGCAGAAAAACGAUGAGUCAGGCCCCCACUCCCAUCGACUGUACUACCUCGGAAUGCCUUACGGAAGUAGAGAGAACUCACUGCUCUACUCGGAAAUCCCCAAGAAGAUCCGGAAAGAGGCCCUCUUGGUGUUGUCGUGGAAACAGAUGCUGGAUCACUUCCAGGCCACGCCGCACCAGGGGGCCUAUUCCCGGGAAGAGGAGCUCCUUCGGGAGCGGAAGCGCCUGGGAGCGUUUGGGAUCACUUCCUAUGACUACCACGCACAGACCGGCCUGUUCCUCUUCCAGGCCAGCAACAGCCUCUUCUAUUGUCAGGACGGGGGAAACAAUGGCUUCAUCCAGUCUGCGCCCAUUAAGCCGGUGGAGAUUAAGACACAGUGCUCAGGGACCCGGAUGGACCCCAAGAUCUCCCCAGGACAGCCCAACUUCAUUGCUUUCAUCAACAACAACGACCUGUGGCUGGCUAACAUCAAGUCUGGGGAGGAGAGGAGACUCACCUUCUGUCACAAAGGUCUGGAUAAUGUGAAGGAGGAUCCCAAGUCUGCGGGCGUGGCCACGUUUGUGAUACAGGAGGAGUUUGACCGCUUCACUGGCUACUGGUGGAGUCCCUCUGCCGUAGAGGACUCAGAUGGGGGCAAAACUCUGUACCUGCUGUAUGAAGAGGUGGAUGAGACGGAGGUAGAGAUCAUUCAUGUUCCCUCUCCAGCCUUGGAGGAGCGGAAGGCCGACGCCUACAGAUACCCCCGCACAGGCAGUAAAAAUCCUCAAACCACCCUGAAACUGGCUGAGAUAAAGACUGACAUACAAGGAAAAAUCGUGAGCAUUCAAGACAAGGAGCUAGUUCUCCCCUUCACCACCCUGUUCCCUGGGACGGAGUACAUCUCCCGCGCAGGAUGGACGACUGAUGGCAAAUAUGGUUGGGCAGUGCUGCUGGACCGCAGUCAGAGGAGGCUCCAGCUGGUGCUGCUGCCCCCGGCCCUCUUCAUCCCCGUCACAGAUGACCUGGCCCAGAGGCAGAAGAACCUGGAGGCCGUGCCCCAUGACGUCCAGCCCUACAUCGUCUACGAGGAGACCACCGACAUCUGGAUCAAUGUUCAUGAUAUUUUCUAUCCAUUCGUUCAAACUUCAGAGGACGAGUUCUCUUUCAUAUGGGUGAAUGAAUCCAAAACGGGCUUCAGCCAUCUGUACAAAAUCACAUCAGCAUUGCAACCAGACUGCUACCAAUGGUCAGGAAGCUACAAAUACACAGAGGGAGACUUUAAAUGUGCAAUCAAGGAGGAGGUGACUCUGACCAGUGGGGAGUGGGAGGUUUUGGCCAGACAUGGCUCCAAGAUCUGGGUGAAUGAGGCCUCUAAGCUGGUGUACUUCCAGGGCACUAGAGACACUCCCCUGGAGCACCACCUCUAUGUGGUCAGCUAUCAGUCCCCAGGGGACGUGGUCAGACUCAGCAAGCCUGGCUUCUCCCACAGCUGCUCUGUAAGCAAGAACUUUGAUAUGUUUGUCAGCCAUUACAGUAACGUGAGCACUCCCCCCUGUCUCCACGUCUACAAGCUGACUGGCCCCGAGGGAGACCCUCUCCACAUGGUGCCUGAGUUCUGGGCCAGCAUGAUGGAAGCCCCAGGUUGCCCAGGAGACUACAAAUCUCCGGAGAUCUUUGACUUCCCGGGAAAGUCAGGCUUCCAGCUCUAUGGAAUGGUGUACAAGCCUCACAACCUCCAGCCUGGCAGGAAGCAUCCCACAGUCCUCUUUGUCUACGGUGGCCCGCAGGUCCAGUUGGUGAAUAACACCUUCAAGGGGAUGAAGUACCUGCGUCUCAACACCCUGGCCUCUCUGGGAUACGCUGUGGUGGUCAUCGACGGGAGAGGCUCCUGUCAGAGAGGCCUGAAGUUUGAAGGGGCUCUGAAAAACAAAAUGGGCCAGGUGGAGAUUGAAGACCAGGUGGAGGGGCUGCAGUACGUGUCAGAGAGGUUCAACUUUGUGGACCUGAGUCGCGUGGCCAUCCACGGCUGGUCCUACGGAGGCUUCCUCUCCCUCAUGGGCAUCAUCCAGAGACCCAACGUCUUCAAGGUGGCCAUAGCGGGCGCUCCCGUGACGGUGUGGAUGGCGUACGACACGGGUUACACAGAGCGUUACAUGGAUACACCUGAUAACAACCAACAGGGCUACGAGGAGGGCUCCGUGGCGCUGCAUGUGGACAAGCUGCCCAGCGAGCCAAACCGCUUGCUGAUUUUACACGGAUUCCUUGAUGAGAAUGUUCACUUUUUCCACACCAACUUCCUGGUGUCACAAAUAAUCCGCGCUGGGAAGCCAUAUCAGCUACAGGUCUACCCCAAUGAGCGACACAGUAUUCGCUGCCCUGAGUCAGGAGAACACUAUGAGAUCAUGCUGCUGCACUUUCUACAACAAUACCUCUGAAAGUCACCCCCCUCUACCCCAUUCUGAAACCAACUGUAUACCUCCCCCGAAACCUCCUCAACCCAGGCAUAAAGACCUCUCUGCAGCCACACCCAACUACUCCCAUCUUUACCAUGAACUGGUGAUCCCACUCAAUUAUACCUCCACCUGUCUCGGUGUUCUCUCUUUCUCUCUCUCUGUUCUCUCGUCCCUGCACCUAAGGAGAUCCAAGGCAGGGUUGUCAAGUUUCACCUCGGACCGUGGAGUGAAAGGGGACAUUAUCUGGAGGCUGUCUCAAUCUCUCUCCCUCUCCACCUCGGACCGUGGAGUGAAAGGGGACAUUAUCUGGAGGCUGUCUCAAUCUCUCUCCCUCUCCACCUCGAACCGUGGAGUGAAAUUGGACAUUAUCUGGAGGCUGUCUCAAUCUCUCUCCCUCUCCACCUCGGACCGUGGAGUGAAAGGGGACAUUAUCUGGAGGCUGUCUCAAUCUCUCUCCCUCUCCACCUCGGACCGUGGAGUGAAAGGGGACAUUAUCUGGAGGCUGUCUCAAUCUCUCUCCCUCUCCACCUCGGACCGUGGAGUGAAAGGGGACAUUAUCUGGAGGCUGUCUCAAUCUCUCUCCCUCUCCACCUCGGACCGUGGAGUGAAAGGGGACAUUAUCUGGAGGCUGUCUCAAUCUCUCUCCCUCUCCACCUCGGACCGUGGAGUGAAAGGGGACAUUAUCUGGAGGCUGUCUCAAUCUCUCUCCCUCUCCACCUCGGACCGUGGAGUGAAAGGGGACAUUAUCUGAAGGCUGUCUCAAUCUCUCUCCCUCUCCACCUCGGACCGUGGAGUGAAAGAGGACAUUAUCUGGAGGCUGUCUCAAUCUCUCUCCCUCUCCACCUCGGACCGUGGAGUGAAAGAAGACAUUAUCUGGAGGCUGUCUCAAUCUCUCUCCCUCUCCACCUCGGACCGUGGAGUGAAAGGGGACAUUAUCUGGAGGCUGUCUCAAUCUCUCUCUAAUUGUCUUCCCUUUCUCUGGACUGUUUUGCCAAAUGUUUUUCUUUUUCCUCCAUUUUAUUCACUCUAGUCAGUGGUAGGAUUGGGGUUCCUCAAACUAAAUGGAAUCUAUACACACACACACACACGCAGCAUAUUGGAGUUGGUGUAAUGGCUAGAGGAAGAAAUGCUGCCUUUACCUGCAUUCAUUAACUAUUUUAAGUGUGUAUUGUUAAAAAAAGAAAAUAUUUUUAUGGAUUCUUAUUCUUUUAUAAUGAGUGUCAAAUGAAGUCGCUCAUUGACAUACUAAAGUCAUUUUCUCUCCUCACAUUGCAGUGCUCACGGUGUCGGCUUGCCUUCUGAAGACAUACCAUGUAUGCCAAAGUACUUCUUGACUUGAUCGUGCUGGUAUUUCCUUUUUUACGGCAAUUACGAUACGAGUACGAGCAGCCAAGUCUUAAACAGCGUUGUACCACCUGAAUAAAAUGUGUUUGUGAUGAUGAAGAAUAAAUACAUGUAUGAUGAAA